UCAUGGCUAUGAGAGUUCCAGUGCAAAAACGUCUCUUCCAUAUAAUCACAUCAUUGAUCACCACAUUCGCUUUCUUGUCCUAUUACGCCAUGGCUACGGGUGAUGGUAUAACCUCUCGCCCCUAUGUAUCCGAGAGAUCAAAGCACGGAGCAGUCGUAGAGAUUGUCAAUCGUGAUAUAUAUUGGGCCCGUUAUGUUGAUUGGUCACUUACCACCCCUCUUCUCUUGUUGGACUUAUGUCUCCUCGCUGGCGUCAACGGUGCGAGCAUUUUGAUAGCUGUUGUGUCAGAUGUGAUCAUGAUCUUAACUGGUCUCUUCGCCGCUUUCUCAAAAGACGAGGCUCAAGGAUGGGGGUGGUAUGCCAUCGCCUGCAUCGCUUAUCUGAAUGUCGUCUAUCAGGUUGGUUACAAAGGGCGACACGCAGUAUCGACUAGGGACAAUAAAACAAGAGCUUUCUUUGGGGCCCUUUCUCUCUUCACUCUCCUAUUGUGGACCGCGUAUCCUAUUGUAUGGGGCAUUGCUGAUGGUGCCCACCGUGUCAAUGUUGAUAGCGAGAUCAUUGCUUAUGCCGUUCUAGAUGUCCUCGCAAAGGGAGUGUUCGGGUUCUGGCUGUUGCUAACCCAUGAUAACAUGGCCCGGAUGUUUCCAGCUAUCGAUGGUUUCUGGUCGCAUGGUAUUUCUCACGAUGGAUCCAUUCGUAUAGGAGAAGGACGUACGAUCGAUGAUAAUUAAGCCAAUUGCGUACGUGAGGCUAGGCAACACGAUAUUUAAAACAGAAGCUAUAGGUAAAUUGGCUACUUCAUUCUUUUUCAUCAUGUUCUCGUUGGGGCUCUUGGUUAGGAGGCUGGGAAAAUCGCGGUUAGGUAUCGAGUAAAUAUAAGUAUGUGGGUGGAAUUUGGAAAAGAUAAAUAUUAACUGUUAUUUACCAAGUUAAAAAAUAAAAGUAGUGAAUAUUCAAGGGAGAAGAAAUGAUAAUGAAAGACCAGAUCGUUUACGUACCAGUCCAUGAUAUAUCACCACUUUCCCACAAUCUUAUAGAACUUGGUAAAAUCUGGAUUGCUACUUGCAACAAUAUGAUCAUAUUCAGACCCCGACUUGCGCAUUAUUUCGUCGUACUCCUCGGGUUAUAGUAUUAUAGUCGUAGUUUGGAUACUUUUCAACAAACAGUUGAAUCCACAGAUACGCAAGAGGUAUAGAAUUGCCAUACUGUCGCUGCCUUGCCUGUGCCAGUUACACCGCCACUGAGGUCAGUGCUGUGGUUGAGCCCGUACCAGAUGAUGUUCC
This is a messenger RNA of Daldinia decipiens, 1283 nucleotides long. RefSeq lists its product as uncharacterized. The transcript has 5 exons. The annotation marks the transcript as partial. Gene Ontology annotation, biological process: monoatomic ion transport. The record is from RefSeq and is a predicted model, not a curated record. Gene Ontology annotation, molecular function: monoatomic ion channel activity. Lineage: Eukaryota; Fungi; Ascomycota; Sordariomycetes; Xylariales; Hypoxylaceae. Gene Ontology annotation, cellular component: endoplasmic reticulum; plasma membrane.